Messenger RNA from Microtus ochrogaster (prairie vole), 2992 nucleotides. It is a transcript of the gene Hs3st5, whose product is annotated as heparan sulfate-glucosamine 3-sulfotransferase 5. Lineage: Eukaryota; Metazoa; Chordata; Mammalia; Rodentia; Cricetidae. The record is from RefSeq and is a predicted model, not a curated record. The coding region runs from base 1118 to 2158 and encodes 346 amino acids. Gene Ontology annotation, molecular function: [heparan sulfate]-glucosamine 3-sulfotransferase activity. The transcript is spliced from 5 exons.
CGGCGAGCCGAAGUGAUGAAGGGGAAGAUAUCCUCUUAGACACACACACGCUCUCUCAUCCAGCUGGGCACGUCUCUGGGAGGUAGCAGCCGGCUGGAGCGCCGGAGACCGGGCGGCGGCCCUGACAGCGCGAGCGGCAGGGAGUCCGCGGUCCGCACAGCUUGGCACUGGCGGCAGGAGGACACAGAGAGGGAAAAUCAGAGCCGCCCUGACUGUUGCUCUUUUGAACGCAUCCCGAGGGACGGGGUUUGCAGACAUUGUCACCGCAGACGACAGAGGCUCUGCCCCUCGCGUGCGGGAUCCGGUUCUGCAUCCCUGUCUGUGCAGGGAGAGGAGGAUGCGAACCUCCUCCCGAACAGCUUCUGCGGUCCCCUUAGCUACGCGAACUCGGACUCUGGCGCCUGCCCCUGACGUGUCUGCGCCGCGGGAGCGCGCCCUGCCGCACCUGGCUCCAGUCUCCCAGGGAAGUGCGCGAAACGCGCUGUAAACUCCACUACUUCUCGCCCCCUCCGCUCCUCGCUCCCCGCCCCGGACCUCGCGGCCACCGCUGUCGCCGCCCCAGAGUGGGAGACCGCCCUCCCCGCUCUCACGCGCGGAUACAGCGCUGCUUGUCUGCUCUCUUUGCCGCUCACUCACAGCGGGCACCUAGUCAGAGCAUCCCAAACUACGGGACAACUAUCACUGGGACCGCGGAAAUGGCUGGGUAACCCAGCGCUACUGGUCUGGGCCACCGCUUCCCAAGCUGCGGUCCGCUCAGAGGCUGUCGCCACUGGGGAUGACGAGAUAACCAAGCUCCACUGGCUUAAGACUGGUGGUUUCUGCUGCUUACUUCAAGAGUCUCAAAGACCAGCUGACACCCACUUUGGCAUAUUCUUGGAAGUCUCUCCUCCAUGAGAAUAGAACUUUCUGGAUGAGCAUGAAGAUGUGAAGCUAACAACAUUAAUGGACUAAUUUGGAAUUGGAAGCAGUGAAGAUGAAUUUGCUGCAUGGGGGACUGGAAAGAGAUGCACAGUAUUCCCACCAUACGGAGCAACUGGUUUAUCCUCAAAAGUGCGGGGAGUUGUGAUGCACACCAAGAUAAUCGGGCCGUGGCAGUCCUGAAGGUUGAUGGAGGGCCAUGCUAUUCAAACAGCAGGUGUGGCUGAGACAGAAGCUCCUGGUGCUGGGAAGCCUUGCCGUUGGGAGUCUGCUGUAUCUAGUUGCCAGAGUUGGGAGCUUGGAUAGGCUCCAGCCCAUUUGCCCUGUUGAAAACCGAUUUGGUGGCGCCCACAGUCAGGCUGAGUUCCCACUCCGGGCCCUGCAGUUUAAGAGAGGUCUUCUGCAUGAGUUCCACAAGGGCAACUCUUCCAAGGAGCAGGUUCGCCUCCAUGACCUGGUCCAGCAGCUCCCCAAAGCCAUCAUCAUUGGGGUCCGGAAAGGGGGCACUAGGGCCCUGCUAGAGAUGUUGAACCUCCAUCCUGCCGUGGUCAAAGCUUCUCAAGAGAUCCACUUCUUUGACAACGAUGAGAACUAUGCCAAGGGCAUUGAGUGGUACAGGAAAAAAAUGCCUUUUUCCUACCCUCAGCAAAUCACAAUUGAAAAGAGCCCUGCCUAUUUCAUCACAGAAGAGGUUCCGGAAAGGAUUUACAAAAUGAACUCAUCCAUCAAGCUGUUGAUCAUUGUCAGGGAGCCGACCACACGAGCGAUUUCUGAUUACACUCAGGUGCUAGAAGGGAAGGAGAGGAAGAACAAAACCUACUAUAAGUUCGAGAAGCUAGCCAUAGACCCUAAUACCUGCGAGGUGAACACGAAAUACAAGGCGGUUAGGACCAGCAUCUACACGAAACAUCUGGAGCGCUGGCUGAAGUACUUUCCGAUUGAACAGUUCCACGUCGUGGAUGGAGACCGUCUCAUCACCGAGCCUCUGCCGGAACUGCAGCUCGUGGAGAAGUUCUUGAACCUUCCUCCUAGGAUAAGUCAGUACAAUUUGUAUUUCAACGCUACCAGAGGGUUUUACUGUUUGCGAUUUAACAUUAUCUUUAAUAAGUGCCUGGCGGGCAGCAAGGGGCGCAUCCAUCCAGAGGUAGACCCCUCCGUUGUUACCAAAUUGCGCAAGUUCUUUCAUCCCUUUAAUCAAAAAUUUUACCAGAUCACCGGGAGGACAUUGAACUGGCCCUAAAACAAUCCAUCACACAACCCCGUGUAUUGUCCCUGGAGAUAUGUGGCGUCUCCUUUAGAUUAAAAUACGCACUUUCCCAGACUCAGCUACUUAGUUCAUUUCUCCAUGAAUACUUGUACAUAUGCGGUGUGUGACCAAACGCAAGAUCAAUUCUUUUUCUACUGAAAAUUCACAAAAGUGUGAACACUAAACUGCUGCCUGCAGAGCUGCACCCUUGAAGCUAUUUACAAAAGAAGAGUGGAGGUGGUGGGACUGGGAGAAAGUGACUUCAGAUGAUCUCAAGUUAGUCUUCCUUGGAUUCAGAACUUGUCACCCGCCAUUUUCAUAGAUUUAAGCCAAAAGAUGAAUGUGUGAAAAUGUACCAAUGGCUACGAAGCGUCAGGAAGAAGAGGAUUCAGUUUUCUGGGUUUUCCGGUUUUGUUUUCUUGGUUUUUGUUUCUUGUUUUGUUGUCCUAAAGUGAAGCUGGCUCUUUAAUACAGAUACCGGAUUGGUGCCAUGAAAACAGAAUAUGCUAUUUUUUUUGUUGUUAUUUAAAAGAAUGUCUUAUCUCAUAAAAUUGACGUUGUUCCAAAGUUCAUGUGGUGAUUUUGCACUAUUGUUUCCUUGUAUGGACCAUGGUGUCAUUUGUAGCAUGUCAAUCACGUGCUGGAGAGUCAAGUCCUUUUACUUCCGUGUGUAUGUCAACACAGAGAAAUGUCCUGUACAUAUUGUAAAUGCUGUAAAUAUCAGUUUCGCACUAAGUAAUUCUAUUUUGUAAACUGAAUAUGGCUAUUUAAUUUAUUGUGAAAAUUAAAUUUAUUGUGGUAUUUAAAAAUGGAAUGGAUUAAAAUUAC